UUUUCCUUUGCAAUAGAUGUCUUUCUCUUGCGGAAGUCUCACUCACUCUUUCACUCUCUCUCUUUCGCGCAAGUUUAAAUUGGAAGCGACCCUACUUUCCUUUCCUUGUAAUUUCUAGUGUCAUACAUUUGGGUUUUUCCUCUGUGAUUUCACAAUAAUGGCUUCCAUUUCCAAGCUCUCAACUUCCGGCCCUGCUGGUUCGUCUACUCCGUUCAAACCCAAAUGUUUGCAGCCCAAAUGUUUUAUCGGCUUCAGCAACACCAGAACUGCUUUUGAUCGGAGAAUUUCAUCCUCCAGGCUCUCCAUUUGCGGCAACCAUGCUUUCCGGGGCUCAUUGGCUGUCAGGUGUUCGCAACUUGAUGGAAAUGGAAGCCAGAUCAAGAGAACAGUUCUCCAUGAUCUUUAUGAGAAAGAAGGGCAGAGCCCAUGGUAUGAUAACUUAUGCCGUCCUGUUACUGAUCUCCUCCCUUUGAUUGCAAGUGGUGUUAGAGGUGUUACCAGCAACCCAGCGAUUUUCCAGAAAGCCAUAUCAACUUCAGAUGCUUACAAUGAACAGUUCAGAGAACUUGCAGAAGCAGGAAAAGAUAUUGAAAGUGCAUAUUGGGAACUUGUGGUGAAGGACAUCCAAGAUGCGUGCAAACUUUUUGAGCCAAUCUAUGAUCAAACAGAUGGAGGUGAUGGGUAUGUCUCUGUUGAAGUUUCUCCCAGGCUGGCUGAUGAUACUGAGGGAACUGUUGAGGCAGCAAAAUGGCUUCACAAAGUGGUUGAUCGCCCAAAUGUCUAUAUAAAGAUCCCUGCCACAGCCAAAUGCAUCCCCUCAAUUAAGGAAGUUAUUUCACUGGGUAUAAGCGUCAAUGUUACUCUCAUAUUCUCUCUCGCUAGAUAUGAAGCUGUAAUUGAUGCUUACUUGGAUGGCCUUGAGGCCUCUGGGCUAAGUGACCUCUCCAGAGUUACAAGUGUUGCUUCUUUCUUUGUAAGUCGGGUGGACACACUGGUUGACAAGAUGCUUGAGAAGAUUGGAACACCAGAGGCCCUUGAUCUCCGAGGAAAGGCAGCAAAUGCUCAAGCUGCUUUGGCAUAUAAACUUUACCAAAAGAAAUUCAGCGGACCCAGAUGGGAGGCUCUGGUGAAAAAGGGUGCCAAGAAGCAGAGGCUAUUGUGGGCGUCCACCAGCGUCAAGAACCCGGCUUACCCUGACACCUUAUAUGUUGCCCCCCUUAUUGGACCAGACACAGUUUCAACAAUGCCUGACCAAGCUCUCCAAGCAUUCAUUGACCAUGGGACUGUGUCGAGAACGAUUGAUUCAAAUAUAUCCGAAGCUGAAGGCUUCUACAGCUCCCUGGAGAAGUUGGGGAUUGAUUGGGGAUACGUGGGAUCGCAGCUCGAACUCGAGGGAGUCGAUGCUUUCAAGAAGAGCUUCGACAGCCUGCUCGACAGUCUGCAGGAGAAGGCAGACUCUCUUAAGCUCAUCAGUCUCUAAGUCUAGGCAGUGCAUCUUGUUCUUGUGGAGCUGCCGCAACAACUUAAUAUCAAUAAGCAUAUAUAUAUACAUAUAUAUAUAUGGUGGGUGUUUUGCUGUCCUGUGUUGUAAGGCUGUGGAUGAUGAAUGAGUGUACUGUAAAAGGAAGGGAUAAUAAUGUAACCAGUACCCAGUGGUACGUUAAGUGUUCAAAAUUUUUAAGCAGCUUUAGUUGGGGAUUGUUAUAUCAAUCUUUGGUUUUGUGAA
This is a messenger RNA of Diospyros lotus (date-plum), 1726 nucleotides long. RefSeq lists its product as uncharacterized. Gene Ontology annotation, biological process: carbohydrate metabolic process; pentose-phosphate shunt. The record is from RefSeq and is a predicted model, not a curated record. Gene Ontology annotation, molecular function: transaldolase activity. Gene Ontology annotation, cellular component: cytoplasm; intracellular anatomical structure. Lineage: Eukaryota; Viridiplantae; Streptophyta; Magnoliopsida; Ericales; Ebenaceae. Bases 158 to 1480 code for a protein of 440 amino acids. The transcript is spliced from 7 exons.